AUGUUCUCCGCCCGCCUUCCCGCGCUGCUGCGCACCACACCCGCACGAAGCCUCACCGCGUCGUACCCGCACCUCGCCCCAUUCAGCUCCACCUCCUCGUCCUCCUCGUCAUCCUCCUCUUCGACCACACCCGCCGCCAGCAAUGCGGCACCACACUCUGCGCAGAGCGAGAUUGCGAGCAACGCCGACGCGGCGAGCAUGACGAUGGGCGACGAGGAGGCAUUGGCGGCGACGGCGGCGGCGGCGGGCGAGGGGGCAAGAGCGGUGCAGCACCCGUACUUUGUGCCGCGCAUCGGCAAGACGGGCGACUCGCUCCCCGUCUACACCGAUAUCCGCAACGGCGGGACGCGCGUGCUCACAGAGAUCCGAAAGGUGCAGGGCGAUGUCGAGGCGCUACGCAAGGACCUCCUGGCCAACCUACAUCUGUUCGCCCUCGAAAACGCCACCCCUUUCGAGACCGCCAAGAAGCCCAUCAAGCCAAGGGCGGGGAGGAAGAGCGGCCCACAGCCCGGCCACCCCACCGCCGCCGUGCCCGUCCAGGUCUCCAAGGUCGACGCGGCGGGAAAGCUCGUCGUCAAGGGAAACAAGGUCCGCGAGGUCAAGGCCUUCCUCGAGGCAAAGGGCUUCUAG
Messenger RNA from Pseudozyma flocculosa PF-1, 630 nucleotides. RefSeq lists its product as uncharacterized. Gene Ontology annotation, biological process: translation. Gene Ontology annotation, molecular function: structural constituent of ribosome. The transcript is spliced from 2 exons. Lineage: Eukaryota; Fungi; Basidiomycota; Ustilaginomycetes; Ustilaginales; Ustilaginaceae. Bases 1 to 630 code for a protein of 209 amino acids. Gene Ontology annotation, cellular component: mitochondrial large ribosomal subunit; ribosome. The record is from RefSeq and is a predicted model, not a curated record.